GGCCGGGACGCUGCGGGCGGAGGAAUGUACGUUACGGUUAAAUAGAGGGUUACGGCCUCGGAGAGGAAAAAGGACGGCGCCGGUCGACGAGGAGGACGACGGUGGCCUCUUCCUGGCCAGGGAUUCAGGCCGAGGCAGGACGCGGUUGUUCCUGAGGGAGAGGAGGAGGGAUAGAGGCUCCAUGGCGGCGGCGGCGGCGGGGAGGGUUCGAGGGCGGCCGAGGCAGCAGCAUCAGCAGCAGCAUCAACCUCGAGGGCUCCUCCGUUGUUAGCGGCGGCGGCGCCGGGUGGCCCUCCUCCCCCGUCUCCCUCCUCCUCCUCCUCGCUCUCCGCCGGCGACUGACUCGUUCUGGGACCCGAUUUGGAGCCCUCCUCCUCCUCCCUCGCUCGCCUCUAUGAUGAAGUUCAAGCCCAACCAGACUCGGACCUACGACCGGGAGGGCUUCAAGAAGAGGGCGGCGUGCCUCUGCUUCCGCAGCGAGAGGGAGGACGAGGUGCUGUUAGUAAGCAGCAGCCGGUAUCCAGAUCAGUGGAUUGUUCCAGGUGGAGGAAUGGAACCAGAAGAGGAACCAGGUGGUGCUGCUGUCAGAGAAGUCUAUGAAGAGGCUGGAGUGAAGGGGAAACUAGGCAGGUUGCUGGGCAUAUUUGAGCAGAAUCAAGACCGAAAGCAUAGGACCUACGUUUAUGUUCUUACAGUGACUGAAAUCCUGGAAGACUGGGAGGAUUCAGUUAAUAUAGGAAGAAAAAGAGAAUGGUUUAAAGUUGAGGAUGCAAUCAAGGUCCUUCAGUGUCACAAGCCUGUACAUGCAGAGUACCUGGAAAAAUUGAAAUUGGGGUGUUCACCAACCAAUGGAAAUUCUGUAGUCUCUUCUCAUCCUGAUAACACCUCUCUCUAUGUUACUUCAGCACAGACUUCUGGGCUGCCCUCUACUGUAAGAUAAACUUGGAAAUAACUUUUUGUUCACCGUCACAAGGGCAGGUCUUUUACUGGUCAUGUUUAUAGUCAUUGAAAUCUUGAAUGAGUGUUCUUUAUGUUCAUACAUACACUUUUUUUCUUUUUUAGCAAUGUGUAAUGUUUCAGUAAACCAAAGCCAUAUAUGGAUUUUUUAAAGAUGCCUUAAAUGGCCCUCUUUAUGGGUUUUUUAAAGCAUAGAUAAUUUAAGUGCUGAAUUAAAAAUAGUAAAUUUAUAAUUUGGCAUUUUGUUUGGCCUAACUUUUUUCUUUAAAUUCCUAAAAUUAAGUUAAUUUGGGGGAAAUUUGGUGUAGUAUAGACACUUUUACUGGGUAGGCUACCAAUGUCUGUGGACUCCAGUCCCUUUUUUAAUGUCUGCAACUAAAACAUGGAUGUAUGGAUUCUCUAAACUGUCCAGAAACCUCUGAAAAGCAUUAUUUUUUCCCUAAAGUCAGAACUGUGAUUGAGGUAAAAAAAAAACUACCUCUGUUGUGAAAGUUGUCUUUUCUCAUUCUUUCUAUGUAACAUAACCAACCCCACUGUAAAUAAUCAAAAUAGUGUAUAGUGUAAAGUGGAAACUAAAUGUAAUGUAAAUAUUAUUGCUUACACAACUUGGUUACCACCUAAGACUUUAGUGUUCUAAUAGCUACGUAACAGGCAGAAACCUGAAUAGCUGAAUAUUUUCCAGUCACAAUAUCUUCAUCUAUAGAGUUUCUGCUUAUGGUAAGUUGUUAUAAGGCACAAGAGCACUAGUUGAAAAAGGUGGCCAUCAUACACACUAAUUUCAACACAUUGUGUAAAAAAUGCUGCUGAAAAUCAACCCAUUUGCUGUUACAAUUUGCAGAAAAUACUGGUGCCAUAAACUUUCUCUCUAAUGGGGGAAUAAUACUGUGCCAUAUAAAUGCAUUUGAAUAAGGAACAUCAGUCAAAAGUUUGAAUCAUUCCUUCAAGGGUACAUUAAAUACAACUAUUAGGGGAGACUUGAACAUCUGCCACAGAUUAGAACCAACAGGUGGUAUUGGCUUAGACAGCUGAGUGGACAGUAGGUCAUCAGUUUUGUAUUUGAAAACCUUUAAUUUCCCUAUUAUGGUUUAGGUGAAGUCAGAAGAAUGUUAAUAGUACAGCGUGAUGGCAGAUCCAUUAAUGUGAAAUGUUACACUAAUCAUAUGGAAAAAUGGGUGGCUCCUACUAUAUAUGCAUUUUUGUCUUGAGUUCUCAGUUGGCUCUUCAACCCACACUCCUAUGCAUUAUCCAGUUAUAAUUUGCUGAUGACAUGGUGGUAAGAUAAGAAACAUCUGUUGGUUUUGAUAGUGACAAACAUAUGAACAAAUGGGUUUGUUUCCUACCGCUACUUUCAUCUCAAGUUUGCUUUUUGGAACAUAAAACCCAGCCAUGCUUAUAGAAACUGUAUAUUGAUAAUGCAUGAUUAGUUUGGUUUCUAUCAUUAUGUAUUAUGUUAAAAAAAAUGUACAGUUGUCAAUGCUAACCCAAAUCAAAGGUGAUAGCUUAUAAAUACUCUAGGCUGCCAUGCCACAUAGUUUUAAUUAUAUUGGUGUACAGAUCUCUUCAGCCUAUGCAACUUAAGAUGAAGACCCUUACUGAGACUGACUUCUAAAAUUAACAUUUGGAAUGACAAAUGGCUAUCAUUGUUGCAUUUCAUUAAUAUACAUGUGAGCUCAGCAAAAUGUUUGGAGGAACAGGCAGGCAACAUGACAGCAAUGAUCUCUUUUGCCAAGAUUAAAGCACAGAGUUGUAUAGCCCCAGAAAGGAGGCUGGCAUCCCCCCGCCAUUAAACAUGGAAAGGUUCAAGACAUGGGGUGAAAUAUUCUUAGAGUAAAUAUUUAGGACUAAGUUCCGUAUGGGUGACCUUUAAACCUGUAGUUGGCUUCACAAGGUGCAUGGAUAAAAGUUGACUUGGACCAGAUGGGCUUACUUAUGGCAAGGUCAAAAGGAUCAUUAUCGAACAUCUAUAGACAGGUCUUGAUUUAAUGUAGCGAGAGCUUGUUACAGUGAAUAGUUUAUUGGGAACAUGCCAUCCAAACACUGCAAGAGUAUUUACGCAGCUUAUAGAGGCUGUUAAAAGUGAAAAUGUCACCCUGAAUGCUUAUUGCAAACUAGCCGGGACUAUUGUCAAAAUGUUGGGAAUAAUUGCUCAGCAUACUUCUGAAAAGUAACAAAUAACUGAAGAAAAACUACAAUUUAAGUUGUAAACAUUUUGAAAUGUGCAUGGCUUUCUUUUAAGACUGAUGUAAGAAUUUUGACUUUUUAUAUCUGGAACAAACCUCCAAAAUAAAAAAAUAAAUAAAACAUAA
Messenger RNA from Sceloporus undulatus (fence lizard), 3263 nucleotides. RefSeq names its product nudix hydrolase 4 (gene NUDT4). Gene Ontology annotation, molecular function: diphosphoinositol-polyphosphate diphosphatase activity; endopolyphosphatase activity; bis(5'-adenosyl)-pentaphosphatase activity. Gene Ontology annotation, biological process: diphosphoinositol polyphosphate metabolic process; diadenosine hexaphosphate catabolic process; adenosine 5'-(hexahydrogen pentaphosphate) catabolic process. The coding region runs from base 395 to 940 and encodes 181 amino acids. The record is from RefSeq and is a predicted model, not a curated record. NCBI's taxonomy places the organism in Eukaryota, Metazoa, Chordata, Lepidosauria, Squamata, Phrynosomatidae. Gene Ontology annotation, cellular component: nucleus; cytoplasm. The transcript is spliced from 5 exons.